This is a messenger RNA of Anopheles nili, 1946 nucleotides long. RefSeq names its product zinc finger protein 483-like. Gene Ontology annotation, molecular function: RNA polymerase II transcription regulatory region sequence-specific DNA binding; DNA-binding transcription factor activity, RNA polymerase II-specific. NCBI's taxonomy places the organism in Eukaryota, Metazoa, Arthropoda, Insecta, Diptera, Culicidae. Gene Ontology annotation, biological process: regulation of transcription by RNA polymerase II. Gene Ontology annotation, cellular component: nucleus. The record is from RefSeq and is a predicted model, not a curated record.
AUGCAUAGUUUUCGAUUAGAAAGUUUUCCAAACGUCUGUCGCAUUUGUCUAGUUUCGAAUAACACAUUCAUCAGGUGUCAUGUGAACGUCGGCAAAGCCCUGGAUGAGCUGAUGGCUGCUGCAAUUCCGGAGCAGCGGCAUCUCGCCCCAUCGGACGUUUGUACGGAGUGUUACGACGAACUGGAAGCACAUCUCGCAUAUCGGAAACGCUUACAUCUAGUGGGAAUGUUUAUAUCCAGCCUUGUACAAGUGCGUCUAGGUAAACGAGGAGCGCUGGAGGGACUCUUGUGCAAACACCAAUCGGAACUUUCAGUGCUUUUGAGAGAACUCAAAAUUACCGAUAAGCCAGUACUUCUCAUACAGGAUUUGUUGACGGAGUUUGGUGAAUAUAAAAUUGCAGCAAUGCCGAUCGAUGGGUUCCACAGUAACCAACAAACAACGGCCACGAUAACGACACUCCCCUGUGUAGGAAGUACUUGUGAAGAGGAAGGAUACGAACGAACUGCAAGUUCUGAAUGCAAAACGCACGAUCUGGAGAAGAUGAAUCCUUCAAGCGCUCUGGUUACCCGAGAAAUGGAUGGUGAUUUCUACGAAAAUUUAGAACCUCUCGAAGAUGUAUGUCAUGAUCAAACGACAGCACCAGUCACCGAGAAAUUGUUCGGACUGGAAAGUGAUAAGCAGAAGCUGAAUGGCAAAUCCCGGCGUCGAAAAGCUGAACAUCAAGGGUGCGAAAAAAGGCGAUUUUUAAAACAUUUUUCUAACACAUUUGAGAUGCAUGUGAAAGUACGCUGAGCUCAUUUUUUCCCCUUUUUUCCACACAGGGAGCAAAGAACCAGCCAAGAUUGCAAGCGAUGUGGCCUUAGAUGCGCAACCAAGCGGGAGUUGGAUCACCACAAACGAUCGGCGCAUCGUGACCACAUGUGCGACACGUGUGGCAUGGCGUUUGAUACGAAGUACGUGCUGGAUACGCAUCGCAAACGGCAUAGCACCGUACGGCAGCACAAGUGCGAGUACUGCCCGUUAGAGUAUUACACCAAGGCGGAGAUGCUGCUGCAUGUCCGGCAGAUACACUUGAAGGCGUUUGAGGUGAACUGUCCCGAAUGUGCGCUCCCGUUUCAAACCAGGCAGACUCUGGCCCAGCACAUGAAGACGCACACGAACCAGCGCACCCACACCUGCAACGUCUGCGGCUUUAGUUUCAAGGCACAUACGCACCUGAAUCGACACAUGAAGGAGCUGCACGAGGGUGUCCAGUACCAGUGUGAGCAUUGCGAUGCAACCUACCGGCGAAAGGACAAGCUGCGGAUGCACGUGGAAAAGAAGCAUAACAUUCAAACAUACUUCGUGUGUGAAAUUUGUCUACAAUCGUACGAUUCAGCCGAUAAACUACAGGAACACAAGGCUCAUCAUCAGUACCCGAAAGAGGGGCAAUGUGGAGUCUGUCUUGGUGCGUACCUGACGCCGGAGGAAUUUGAAGAACAUCGUUGCAUAACAUACAGGGAAAACUACAUUUGCUGUAACCGGGAUUUCAAGUAUCAUUUCUUUUACAACAAACAUCAGUUCCUGGUGCACGGGACAAUGACGAAUGUUCGUGUGAAACCUGUUGACGGAAUUCUGUUGAGCCAGUAUCGAGCGAAACGUAAACAAGCAGAGCGGUGUACCAAAUGUGAGCAGGAAUUUCCCACUCGCCUACAGAAGAAACAGCACAUGGAAACCUGCGAUUCUAAGAUGGACGGGACUUUGCCGUGUGCUAUUCCAGUAGAGUUGAGUUUCGAAAUGGCUGUACCAGAAGCAGUGGAAUGCUCAGAGGGAAUCUGUCACCAAGAUUCAACUAGCUCGUGCACGAAUGCACGAAGAGAUGUUUCUCAUCGGUAUGAGCGGCAGUGAAAGCACAAUCUCUUCUGGCAGAGCAUAAGCCUUUUGCGAUGGUCUCCUUCAGGCGUAGG